Bipolaris maydis ATCC 48331 is the source of this 522-nucleotide messenger RNA. Its product is annotated as ribosome-assembly protein 3-domain-containing protein. Gene Ontology annotation, cellular component: preribosome, large subunit precursor. Lineage: Eukaryota; Fungi; Ascomycota; Dothideomycetes; Pleosporales; Pleosporaceae. The record is from RefSeq and is a predicted model, not a curated record. Gene Ontology annotation, biological process: ribosomal large subunit assembly.
AUGGCGGCGCAAAGAGGAGCGAACGGUGUCGAGAAGAAGAAGCGCUCAAAGAAGCGAAGGACGAGAACAGAAGUCUCAUCCUCCAGCGAAAGCGACAGCGACAUCUCCAGCGAAAAAAGCGCUGUCACACCAGCAUCCCUUGACACAAGCCAACAGACCAAGCAAAACCCACCCUCGCCCACCCCCCUCAAAAAACCAAAAAAGAAAUCCAACCCAGCCUCCUCUACCUCACCAGACAACGACGUAACCAUGGAAGACGCCCCUCCUCCAUCUCCUCCUCAAGCACCAUCAGCAACCGCCAAUCCCCCUGCCGCAGGCCAGCAAAGCAACGAGGACUUCCGCACGCUGUACGUCCGCAAGCUAGCCACGGAAUACGGCGACGAUCUCGACAAAGUACGCGAAGCGCCGGAUUUCAAGGCAAGUAGCGUGGCGAUGCUUAUUCAUGCGUUGAAGCAAGGGGAGACGUUGUUUAGUGGGGAGGAGAGGAGGAGGGUUGUUGGGGCUGGUGGUGGUAAAGUUUAA